AUGCCCAGCCCAGAAGGUGACGGUGCUGCGGUGCCCGUGGGCGGUGAAGCACACGAGGAGGAGUUCGUCAAGCAGGAGUCCAUCAAGCAGCACUGCGAGACAUGGAUUUCUGGUUUGGCUUGGCAGAAGAAGGUCUGCUUCUGCAGUAUUUACCCCUUGGCCCAGCGACUGUGGCGAAGGAUGGGGCUGAAACCUCCUGCCCUGGCAGCCCUUGGGGUGCUGCUGGCCCUGGCUCUGCUAGUCCUUGUCCACCUGCCUCCACCACCGGACCACUGCCCCCACCCACCACCAGCACCACUCCACCCAGGUCCCCAGAGGGAGGCAGCCACCCCCGAGUCCGGGGGAGAGGUCCACAGUGAAAGGCUGCCUGUACCCCGCACUCACCUGUGGUGGGACCAGCCCCCCAGCCAGGGUCAGAAGUGGCAGAAGGGGAUGGCAGGGGACGCUCCCCCGUGGCUCUCAGCCGAUGACCUCCAGAAGAUGCGGCUGCUGGCUGGUGGGAGAGUGGUCUCCAAAGUCCGUGUCCCAGCCCACGGGCAAGUCCUGCGAGUGGGGCUGCGGGCCGCGGAGGACAGCGAGGGGGACGACUUGCCAGACAACCCAGAGCUGGACUGCCAGGACGGGCGCUGCGGGCUCAUCAAGCGUUCUGGGGACCUCUACGAGGUGCUGGCGUUCCACCUGGACAGGGUGCUGGGGCUGAACCGCAGCCUGCCCGCUGUGGCCCGGCGCUUCACCAGCCACCUCCUGCCCUACAGCUACACCAACGGCUCCCUGCGACCCAUCAUCUGGUGGGCACCUGACCUCCAGCACCUGGAGGACGCCAACAACGACCAGAACUCCUGCACUCUGGGGUGGCUGCAAUACCAGGAGAUGCUGCAGUCCCACAGCCCAGUGCCUGUGGCUGGGGAUGUUCCCUGCUCCAGCAUCCCACGUGAUGAGUGGAGCCGCCUAGCACUCUUCGACUUUCUCCUCCAGGUUCACGACCGCCUGGAUCGCUACUGCUGUGGGUUUCAACCUGAUCCCUCUGAGCCCUGCAUGGAGGAAAUGCUCCAUGAGAAGUGCCAAAACCCGGCAGAGCUGGUCCUGGUUCACAUCUUGGUCCGGAGGAGCGCUCCGUCCCGGCUGGUGUUCAUUGACAACGCGGGCAGGCCACAGCACCCUGAAGAGCAGCUCAACUUCAGGCUCCUGCAAGGCAUAGACAGCUUCCCAGCAGCAGCAGUGUCCACACUGCAGUCAGGCAGGUUGCAGAGCCUGCUGCUGGAGUCACUGCACAUGGACCAGGAGCUCUGGGAAAGCCAGGGAGGUGCUGAGGGCCUGAAACCCCUGCUUCAGACCAUCGACAGGCGAGCACGCAUCCUGCUGCAGUACAUCCAGGAGCACAACCUGAUGGUCUUCGAGGACUUUCUGCACUGA
This is a messenger RNA of Indicator indicator, 1413 nucleotides long. RefSeq names its product golgi associated kinase 1A (gene GASK1A). The record is from RefSeq and is a predicted model, not a curated record. NCBI's taxonomy places the organism in Eukaryota, Metazoa, Chordata, Aves, Piciformes, Indicatoridae. The transcript has 6 exons. Gene Ontology annotation, cellular component: Golgi apparatus. The coding region runs from base 1 to 1413 and encodes 470 amino acids.